UAAACUCUCUACACUAUAAUAUAUAUAUAUAUACACACCAAAAUACAAUUCAGCCUUCCCUUUUCUACAUACAUACAUAUGCUCACCUGGGUCCUCCCCCACCCUGCCUGCCUGCUUCUUUCCUUUCCUUUCACCGCCAUACACAACAUAUUCCCCAGAAUCUUCUCUUUCCCAAUCCACCGCAAGUGGGUUGCUGUUUUCUUCCCUCUCUAAGAUUCUUCGACCAGAAAAAAAGUGUGAGACUGAAGGAGAAGAAAUCUCAAUUAUGUGUGUUCAAGAUGCCGAGCAGGUGAGUGAGGGGAUGGAAGACAUGAGCCUCCCCGGUAGGGAUGAUAGUCAUGAGCCUCUGCAGUCAACUCAUCCUGAUUUUCCGGGCGGCAAGGCUUUGGAUUCUGUUGAUUUGAUGGGGAGGAAAGGGUUUCCUCUCGAGAGCAUUUCUGAAGAUUCUGCUGCCGCAGACAGACGCCAGAUGAUGAAUAGCUUCGUCCCUGUCCUCAGGUCCGGGGAGUGUUCCGACAUCGGAGGUCGAUCAGACAUGGAGGAUACUCAUAUUUGCAUCCCCGACUUGGCUAUGAACUUCGGCUACACAUCUCGUUGCGAAGAAGUCGUAUCCUUCUACGGUGUGUUUGAUGGACACGGUGGGAAAGGCGCAGCGCAGUUUGUACGCGACCACUUGCCGAGGAUCAUUGUCGAGGACGCGUAUUUUCCGGUGGAGCUCGAGAAGGCAGUGACGAGAUCUUUCAUGGAGGCUGAUGCUGCAUUCGCUCGAUCUUGUUUACUCGAAUCUACAUUGUCGUCCGGCACGACGGCGUUGACCGCAAUGAUAUUCGGACGGUCGUUGCUUGUAGCGAACGCGGGAGAUUGCCGAGCUGUCCUGUCCCGUCGAGGCGUCGCAAUCGAAAUGUCCGAAGAUCACAGGCCGUGUUGCACGAACGAAAAGAUAAGAAUCGAGUCGCUAGGCGGGUACGUCGACGAUGGGUAUUUGAACGGCCAAUUGAACGUGACACGGGCUUUAGGCGAUUGGCACAUAAAGGGCCUGAAGGAAUGGGGAAAUGCCGGGCCUUUGAGCGCAGAGCCGGAGCUGAAACUUACGACAUUGACGAACGAAGACGAGUUCUUGAUAAUCGGGAGCGACGGGAUAUGGGAGGUGUUCAGAAGCCAGAACGCCGUCGACUUUGCGAGGAGGAAACUUCAGGAGCACAACAAUGUGAAGCUCUGCUGUAAGGAAAUCAUAAUCGAAGCAAAAAAACGCGGGGCUAUGGAUAAUCUGACGGUGGUCAUCGUGUGUUUCAAUUCCGAGCCACCGCCUCCUGCCGCCGCAGCGCCGAGGUCGCGCGUGAGAAGGUGCAUAUCGGCGGAAGGGCUGCAGAACCUCAAAUCCGCGCUGCAUUGUUGAUUUUCUUGUUGUCGUUGUUGUUGUUGUCCGAGCUUUGGACAUUGUCUCUUGACGGGUGAUUUAAGGAGGUAAUAAUUCGAGCGCCGGAGGAGGAUGUAUAUCGACGGAUAGAAUUGAUCGGCGCAUUCUUACUACAUUUAAGGUAUCCGUAGUUCGGUCGUUUGGUCGUUUCGAUAUGUCGAAUGGAGACAAGAAAUGUGUGUAUACGUUACUUACAUACAUACAUACAUACACUGAAUUCGAUUGUUUGCCGUAUGGCCAAUUUUCUCAACCCAUUUUUUUUAUGGUUUCUACAACAUCGUAUGUAUGUAUGUAUAUACUUAUGUUCUUACUGAGAUCAUUCUUUAGUACUAA
Messenger RNA from Andrographis paniculata, 1750 nucleotides. Its product is annotated as probable protein phosphatase 2C 27. The coding region runs from base 266 to 1396 and encodes 376 amino acids. Gene Ontology annotation, biological process: protein dephosphorylation. Gene Ontology annotation, molecular function: protein serine/threonine phosphatase activity; cation binding. NCBI's taxonomy places the organism in Eukaryota, Viridiplantae, Streptophyta, Magnoliopsida, Lamiales, Acanthaceae. The transcript is spliced from 4 exons. The record is from RefSeq and is a predicted model, not a curated record.